Molecule: messenger RNA, 7594 nt
Organism: Scomber scombrus (Atlantic mackerel)
Lineage: Eukaryota; Metazoa; Chordata; Actinopteri; Scombriformes; Scombridae
Gene: atad2b
Product: ATPase family AAA domain containing 2B
Exons: 28
Coding region: 58-4422 (1454 amino acids)
Biological process (GO): positive regulation of transcription by RNA polymerase II
Cellular component (GO): nucleus
Molecular function (GO): ATP binding; chromatin binding; histone binding
Source: RefSeq, a predicted model, not a curated record
GGAGCCGGCUAGGGAGACUCUGUAAGUGCAGACAAAAGGAAAAAAAAACACACAAACAUGGUGAAUACGAGGAAAAGCUCACGGCCAGGGAGUGGUCCCUUCAUCUCCUCCAGGACUAGGUCGUCGUCGAGAAACGAGCGAAACUCUGAGGAACAUAAGGAGGCCAGUAGUGAUGUGAGUAGUACCAGCAGCCCUUGGUUGGCCCCCCCUUCCAAGCGGACACGGCGGCAGACCGCCUCUGAGCCCAGCUCCAGUGACACUUCUCCGUCCCCUCAGACUAAGGGCCAGAGGGUCAGCUGGGACAUUCCCACCUACCGCACUAGGUUGUCAUCUCGUAUAAUGCAGAAUGGGCACGCCCAUAUGAGUCACCGGAAUGAGGAGAGUGGAGGGGGAGAUCACUCUCACAUGAAUGGCCAUGUGGAGCUGAAGAGGAGCUGCAGGGUGAAGAAGAGCCAAUUUGAACACCUCAAUCAAAGCCUGCUGUUUGACCAGCUGGUCAAUAGCACUGCUGAGGCUGUCCUUCAGGAGAUGGACAACAUCAGCAGCAUCCGGCAGAACCGUGAGGUGGAGCGACUCCGCAUGUGGACUGGAGACACUGAGGAGGAAAACAUGGACAUGUAUUCCCGGGUGAAGCGUAGGAAAUCCAUGCGCAGGAGCACUUUCAGUAUGCCUGCACACCACAAAGUCAUGAGUAAAGCGGAGCAGGAGGAUGAAGAGGAAGAGGGUACAGAAGAAUCUCAUGAGGAAGAAGAAGAGGAGGAUGCGGAUGAUGAUGAUGACGAUGAUGAAGGGGAUGAAGCGGAGGAGGCAGGAGAGGAAAAUGACAGACCGUACAACCUGAGGCAGCGUAAAACAGUGCAGAGAUAUGAGGCACCACCUAUUGAACCUGUGAACAGAAAACCGAGCAACCAAUCACUUUUUGACACCCACAGAUCCCCAGCAAGAAGAAGCCAUAUAAGAGUGAAGAAACAUGCCAUUCACAGCAGUGACACAACCUCGUCUUCUGAUGAGGAGCGGUUUGAGCGAAGAAAAGGCAAGAGCAUGACCCGAGCAAGGAACAGAUGUUUGCCCAUGAACUUGACAGCUGAAGAUCUGGCAAGUGGGGUGCUGCGGGAUCGGGUGAAAGUAGGUGCCAGCUUGGCAGACGUAGAUCCCAUGAAUCUUGACAGCUCAGUGAAAUUUGACAGUGUGGGUGGCCUAACUACUCACAUUCAGUCGCUAAAGGAGAUGGUAGUGUUCCCGUUGCUUUACCCUGAGGUCUUCGAGAGGUUCAAGAUUCAGCCUCCCAGAGGGUGUUUGUUUUACGGCCCCCCGGGGACAGGAAAGACUCUGGUAGCACGGGCACUUGCCAAUGAGUGUAGCCAGGGAGACAAGAAGGUUUCCUUCUUCAUGAGGAAAGGAGCCGACUGCCUCAGCAAGUGGGUCGGUGAAUCAGAACGCCAGCUACGCCUGCUCUUUGACCAGGCUUAUCUGAUGAGGCCAUCCAUUAUCUUCUUUGAUGAGAUUGAUGGUUUGGCUCCAGUUCGCUCCAGCAGGCAAGACCAGAUACACAGUUCUAUUGUGUCCACUCUGCUGGCCUUGAUGGAUGGCUUGGACAGUCGUGGGGAGGUAGUAGUCAUUGGUGCUACAAACAGACUUGACUCUAUCGACCCGGCACUCAGGAGACCUGGACGCUUUGACCGGGAGUUUCUGUUCAACCUGCCUGACAAGAAGGCCAGAAAGCAAAUCCUGGAGAUCCACACACGGGACUGGAAUCCCAAAUUGGCUGAGCCAUUUGUAGAUGAACUUGCAGAAAAAUGUGUUGGCUAUUGCGGUGCUGACAUCAAAGCACUUUGCACAGAGGCAGCCUUGGUGGCAUUGCGCCGCCGCUACCCCCAGAUCUACGGCAGCAGCGUCAAACUGAAGCUGGAUGUCACAUCCAUUGUCUUGGGGCCUGGCGAUUUCAGCAAGGCCAUGAGGACAAUCGUCCCAGCCUCCCAAAGGGCCCUGGCUCCCCCAGGCCGAGCCCUGUCCCCCACCCUCAGGCCCUUGCUGGCCAGCUCUUUCUCCUUGGUGCUGAAAGCUCUGCUCCGAGUCUUCCCCCAUGCUCAGUCUACUGACAUGGACAACACACACGGCGGUGACAAUCAUCAGCUUGAAGAGGACUUGUACAGCGACAAUGACAAUGAGGACGGCUGUGCUUCCAUAUAUGAAGUCCAGCCUGCUGCAUCCCCAAAGAGUCAGCUCUCCUCUUCUGCAAUGCACAGACCCUUCCUCCAUUACUCAACCUCUGCCCUCCAACAGCCCACAGCAUACCGGCCUCGUCUGCUGCUAGCCGGGGCCCCAGGCUCAGGACAGAGCUCCCAAUUGGCUCCUGCCUUGCUGCACCACCUGGACAAGCUGCCAGUGCACCGCCUGGACUUGCCUACUCUCUACUCUGUUAGCGCUAAGACGCCAGAAGAGUCCUGUGCUCAGGUUUUCCGUGAGGCCCGCCGGAGCGUGCCCAGUGUGGUGUUCAUGCCGCAUAUCUCAGAGUGGUGGGAGACAGUGAGUGAUACUGUGAAGAGCACUUUCCUCACCCUGCUACAGGAUGUGCCAUCUUUCAGCCCUGUUCUUAUUUUUGCCACCGCUGAGACUCACUACUCACAGCUGUCAGAAGAGGUGAGAAGUAUGUUCCAGAGGAGCUAUGGGGAGGUAGUAACGCUGUGCCCUGCAGGAGAAGAGGACAGGAGGAACUUCUUCUCUAACCUGCUGCUGGUCCAAGCAGCCAGGGCUCCACCACGCUUCAGGAAUACAGAAAGGUGUGAAGAGUUACUACCUGUGGCGGAGGCUCCGGGCCCCAGAGUCCUGUCAGCAGAGGAACAGCGCCGCCUGGCUGAACAGGAGGAAAACACACUACGUGAGCUCAGGCUCUUUCUCAGGGACGUGACCAAGCGCCUGGCCACUGACAAACGUUUCAACAUCUUCAGCAAGCCAGUUGACAUUGAUGAGGUGUCAGACUACCUGGAGGUGAUUCGCCAGCCCAUGGACCUGUCCACUGUCAUGACCAAGAUUGACACCCACAAGUACCUGACAGUGAAGGACUUCCUGGUGGACAUCGACCUUAUCUGCAGUAACGCCUUAGAAUACAAUCCUGACAAGGACCCUGGAGACAAGGUGAUCAGGCACCGAGCAUGCAGUUUAAAGGACACGGCCCAUGCUAUAUUUGCUGCCGAGCUGGAUCCUGAGUUUGAUCGCAUGUGUGAAGACAUAAAGGAGGCGCGCAGGAAGAGGGACCACCAGAUGCCAACUCAGCUGACGGCAGCGCCGGGUGCUGUGGCAACCAGAAAGCAUCACGCUGCAGGAGAGGAGCAGGCCAGGAGCAGCACUCAGGGCGAGGCCACUGACAAACAGUGCACCACUAAUCAUAUAAAGCGGAAGGUUCGUAGGCGGCCAUCUUGGGGGCGGGGCAUAAUCCGUAAGAAGAAGAUCUACAAGAAAGGAACUGAAGAGGAGGAGGAUGAGCCUGAGGCGGAGGCGGAAACCGCAGGGCCCAGUGACUCAUGUUUGACACAGGAUGAGGAAUCAUCAUGUGAUACCACAGGUCCCCAGCCCAAUGGCCACCAUCCCCAUGCCCCCUCCACAGAGGAGGAGAGCUCCAAUGAGCCCCCUGUUGCAGCUCCUGCUGAACCUCCGGAUGCCAAUGAAGCACGAGAAGAGCCAACACCUAAGGAAGAGGAGCCCACAGCCAAAGAGCCAGAGUCUGAGAACACAGAAAAACACACUGAGCUGCUUUGCCUUGGUGGCAGUUCUCCACCCAAGGCAGAGGGGGAUAACCAAGCCAAGGAGGCUGACUUCCAGCCUCUGAUUGAAACGUCCGAGUCUUCAGAUGCUGAGGCCCAGCCUAAGCACACAACGGCUCUCCUAGUGUCACAAGUGGACUGUGUGAAUGGGAAUGAGUCGAUGGACAGCCUGGACGUGCAGAGCCUCAAGACAAGCAGUGAGGCUGAGAACAGGACUCCUCAGAGUAAGCCUGAGGGAUCUGACAUGCCAGAACAGGAAGAGCACAAAGACAAAAAUGAGAGCAACCAAACUCAGGAGCACCCUCCCCAAGAUGGGAGGAUAGUAACGGAAAGUGUUGAGGAAGAUCAAGAUAAAGAAGGGGAUUCCUCAGUGGGGAAAAACAAGAACAGCCUGUCAGAGCAGUUGAAGGGAUCCGCUGAAAGGACGGAAGAAGAGCCACAUCCAGUCCCUCCUCAUCCUCCGGUAGUGGUUGACCAUGAGCGACUUUCGGCUCUACUGGAUAUGGUGGUGAAGAAGAGUGAGGGCUACAGCGUGGAGCAGCUGGAGAGACUGUACUCUCUUCUCAGCCAGUGUAUCUUCCAGCACCGCAGAGAGUACGACAAGACCCAGCUACUGGAGGAGAUGGAGGAGAGAAUCCAGCAUUUUGAUACAUUCCUGUGAGAUGGAGAGAAUACCUAUCAGGUAUAUCCUGAACAGCCCGGGACCACAAAGACACACACAAACUUGAGAGAGAGAGAGAGAGAGAGAGAGAAGAGAGAGAGUGAAGGAGCGUCCGAGUCCAGCCCUCAACACACAACUACACACACGGAAAAUCCAGCGCCCUCCUCCGGCAGGGAGGGUACACAACGAGGACGAGGUUGAGGACAGAGACAUUCCAUGGUGCUAACGUCUCAGGAACCUGGCCAGAUCCAGACCCAUUCUACACAACCAAACCCCUGGAGGUGUGUCAGUCACACACAUGCGCACUCACACCAAUUGUGACGGUGCCCUGGUGCUACUCGGGUGCUAUCUUAACUUUUAUCCAUGCUGCUCUUGGGAUUCACUUCUUAACUUGGACGACUAGCAAAACCAACAGACAGAUCGAGUGAUGUCAUAUCACAACUUGGCCGUUUUUCUAUUGAGCGGCCUGUGCAUACACACUCGCACACCCCCUGACACUUUUGGUAUGCAUGCAUUUCUUAAAACACACACAUACACACACAUACACACACACACUCACUCAGAUCCUCACCAGCAGAAGUGUGAAUGCAGAGUGCCGCUAGGAGAUGAGGACAGAUAAUGUUCUGAAUCACUGAACUACGUUGCUGAGCCAAUCUUGCCCUCGAGUGGAACGCUUUCCCACAGGCCAGUUAUUACCAUGCUAUUAUGCGGCUCAUUUUUUCUGCCAUUUUAGCUACUUGAUUAGUUCAACAUCUGAGCCACUGUCAAGGUUAACUCACCCAGAACAAUAGUUUACAAAAAUAAUUUUUAAUGCGAACACAAAAAUCUUGAUGAGGUUAGCACAGCGGGACUAGAAGUGAUUAUGUCCUUUCCAUCACGGCGGUCAUCGGGUGUGGAAAGCUCAUUGUUUUUCUCUGAGUUAUUGGUGAACAAGUGCAGCGUAAGCCUAGGUCAGCUCUUAAAAUAAAUUAAAGAGAGAAAAAAAAGAAAAAAAACCCUCACUCAAGACAUUCGCUCACAAACCACCUCUGGCGUUCACAGUCUUAGCAGAUUGUCACGUUCUAAAUAGUUUGUGUUAGCUGAACCCCUCCUCGUUACAUUCAUAAUACGAAUGUCCUCCCCCCGCUCUCCACUCAAGCCGUUCCCGCCAGUUGAUUUUCCGAUCAACAGCCCGGCCAAGGAACUGGAAGCAGUACAAAUUGGAAUGCGUCUGUAGUUUGCACUGCCUAGUGUGUGCCUUAUUUAAAUCUCAUAUGAAACUGAUAUAUUUAACAUGAUUUUUUUAUUUAGAACUACUUGUUUAGAAAUACAAUGAACAGGCUCCAAUUUGGGGUGGGUCCUAACCACUGAGGUCACAAUGACCUUGAAGGAAAAAAAAAAAAAUAUAUAUAUAUAUAUAUAUAUAUAUAUAUAUAUAUCUUAACGCCAUUAGGUCUAUUAAAAACAUAUCUAGGUUAUACAUCUCUAGUUAGUUUUAACUUGGUCCAAAAAUAACUAAUUGACAUGUGAAAACCUGAGGAAUACUUGUUGAUAUUACUUCUCAAGCACUUGAAAUGUUGUGAUGUUUAAAUGUAAUUCAUGCCCUGUUAAACCCCACACUAGUUGGGCAGAUCAGUCACCACCUGAACAGGUGUAAAGAGAGGUCAACAAACACCAGCUUUUCUUCAGUUUUCAUUUGUGAAAAAAAAAAAAAGAUGCGAGUCAAAUGAUUCAUUGUGCCAAGUUUCAUCCCACUCCCUCAAAGGUGCUGAGUUCUGACAUAACGGUGCCUGUUCACAUUAAUUCUGUUUUCAACUAUGAAAAAAUGUUCUAUUAGAUACGAUUUCUGUAUUAUGUUGUGUAUUUGAUAAUUAUUUUUUAACUUGUUUUAUAAGGUGCUUUGCUCAAGUUCAGAUUGUUUUUGCAUGGGUUGUGAAUCCAUAAUGAACAAGGCCAUUCUAGGCAGUGCCCGUCACUAAGGUGUAUAAAGCAUUACAUGAUUUUUUUUUAAUGAUUUUUUUUUCUCUCCUCCUUUCAAAUGUGUACCGACUUUAUGGAUUUGUUUCAUUCUGUUCUUUUCAACACCAGAUGAGAGAGGGUGGAUUUUCAUUUUGUGGCCAACACAGCAUGUUCUUUGACUGCAGUAAAUGCAGGUAUUUACUGAAGCUUUAUAAGGUUCUCAUGGCAUUCUCAUGGUUUUUGAAGAUGCCAUAUUUUGACCAGGUGUAGACUGGAGAAGGCCCCUUCUUUCUCUCAAAAGCACUCUUGUCCAAUCCUCAAACCUCUUGGUGCAACUCUGACCCCAGCUCACCUCUGCCUUUUUUCUCAGAUUCUAGGUGAUAAAAGCAAAGACCAUAUGCAAACUGGCAAUGACAGGUUAGCACUUGGACUACUGCAGAGAGAGAAACCAAAGCUACCUCAGCUUAAUUUAUUUUAAUGCAAAAACUGUUUACUGGGUACAAAAACAGUAUUUUUCUCUCCCCCCAAAAUACUGUUGCCACAUCUACAGUACCAUCCCAGGUACCAGAUCAGUGCAACCACGGCUGCUGCAGUAAUCCAAGAGUCGUUUAUCUCUCUGAUUGUUAUGUAUGUUUGCAUUUGAGCCAGAUGAUGAUUGCAUACGUUUUAAGGAUAUUUCAUGGACUGUAUAUUUUAUGCUUUAGUUUCAGGUUUGCUUCAUUUCUACUGUACCUUGAGACGGAGGAGAAUAUCCUAGAUCUGCUCCUCUUUCAUUUUAUCACCCCAUACCUUCUUAGAAGCUAUAGAGAGCAUUUUUCUGCCUCAUUACACAUCCAUCGCCUUUUUUCAAAAUCAGUUUUUUUGCAGAUUUUCAUCUCAUGAUUCUUAUUAUUUAUUAUUAAACAUGUUUUACACCUAAUAUUCAGUAAAUUGUCUUUUGUACUUUUGAAAAAUGUACUAAUUGGAAAGCCUCACGCAUCCGUUUAUAACAGUUUUGCUGAUUUGCGUAGCGUUUGUGUAGCAGGUUUUUUUGGCGUGUAAGGGGAAUAAAGGGUUUACAGGUCUCUCAGGUUCAACACGCGACAACAUGCCCUUUCAAGUUUUCUAUUUAUUUUAAUGUUCUGGUGUUUUCUUUAAGUGGUUACAGACUGUGGCAUACUGGAAGAGACUUAAUAUUAGGACGGAUAUCUAAACUUAAACAUAAUGUCUGUCUCGUGCAUCCCAGGAAGAGAAA